Messenger RNA from Dipodomys spectabilis (banner-tailed kangaroo rat), 1581 nucleotides. Its product is annotated as rho GTPase-activating protein 7-like. The record is from RefSeq and is a predicted model, not a curated record. Bases 199 to 1581 code for a protein of 460 amino acids. The transcript has 5 exons. NCBI's taxonomy places the organism in Eukaryota, Metazoa, Chordata, Mammalia, Rodentia, Heteromyidae.
AGCUAACUCACGGGAUGGACUUCUUUCCUAGCCAAACUUUGGGACCGGGUUAUGCCUUGGUGGUGCAGCUCUUCCUUGUCUAGGUGGUGAAAUGACAAAACUCAUUGUUUGUGAAUUUGAAAUAAUCUUUCCUCAAGUCCCAUCUCCUUUCACCUCAUAUGGAAUAUAUCUCUCUGUCUGUUGUUAAACUACAAUGACAUGUCUGUAGCUAUCAGAAAGAGAAGCUGGGAAGAGCAUGUGACCCAAGAGUCAGGACAGCCUUUGAAUUCUGAUGAUUAUAACACAGCAUGUCAUCAUGGACUUGUAGCCGAAAGCUUGCAGGAAAGUAUGGAAAAAGAUGCAACUCUAAAUGUGGACUGCAAAGAGAAGCGUGCUUCACUACCGGAUUGCUGUCAUGGACCAGAGUUGAGAGAUUUUUCUGGGAGGCCAAUAGGUCAUGUUUCAAAGGAGGUGGAUGAAAAUGACAAUCCUGAAGUUGAAGAUGAGUUUCUUUCUCUGGAGGCCAGCACAGAAACACUGGUACAUAUUUCGGAUGAGGAUACAGAUUCUGAUCCGUACCUUACAGGUGAUAAAGACAUAUUAACAACUAAAGAGCAUAAAAUAAUAAGCCAAGACAGUGUCGAUGGAGCAGGCUCCUUAAGAAAGACACUGCCUAUUAUGGAAAGUAAGCAAGGCUCCUAUAACUCUUGGGGAACAGCUAGGGAAUCUGACUUAGCACUGGUGGAUGAAAGUGGAGAAAAAAGAAAUGUUGAUACUGUAAGUAAAAGCCUGGAGCUUUGUAAUAAUAUAAGCAUAAAUAAAACAAAAGAUGCACCCAAAGGUUCUUCGCCUGUGAAAGCAAACAUACCAGAGAAACAAAUGCUUAAUUCUGCUGUGGUUGCACAGCAACGAAGGAAACCUGAUUUCCCUAAGGACGAACAUGAAAGAAACAGCUGCCACAAAGUACAAAAUGAGUCCUUAGCCAGCCCUUGUGCAGAGGGUGGCCUGUCGUUAUUAAAAGCAGAUUGUGGAACCUACCUUCGGCAGCCUCCUUCCCGCCCUGGAGAACUGUCCACUGAAAAUGGCCUAGAGAACAGUGGUUUCUCUGAACAUCAAAACAAAAGUCCCCCAGAGGUCAGCAAGGAAGAUAGCAUGCUAUGUUUACACUUGAGGAACUCUCUGACCACCCAGGAGCCCACAGAGAGCCAAGUCAGACUACGCAAGAAAAAGGAAAGAAGAGAAGAUCGAGAUAAGGCCCGGCUGGACUCCAUGGUGCUGCUAAUUAUGAAACUAGACCAACUUGACCAGGACAUUGAAAAUGCCCUCAGCACCAGCUCUUCUCCUUCUAGCACACCAACGAACCUGCGGCGCCAUGUUCCUGAUCUGGAAUCAGGAUCUGAAAGUGGUGCAGAUACCAUUUCAGUACACCAGACCCAAGUAAACUUGCCUCCUAACACUGAGUUGAUGGAUACAACAUCUUCUACUCCAGUGUCCAGUUCUGGAACCAAACCCAAGGCAAUGGCUGUUCCAAGUUUUUCAAAUAAGGAAAAGGCUGGUGAGUUGAUACUUUGGUGGUGUUUUCUCUUAUCUAUUUUAGUAUGA